UAUUUAUUUUAUUCCAACUUGGUUAUUUUCGCCUUUUCUUUCCGCGUUGCCUGACUUUUUCGGAUGGGUUUUCAGACCCUUACUUAGCUCAACUGUACGGUACAUCAUCUACUCAUCCUGCCAAUCUCCCACUCCUUUGAGCUGUACGCGUUAUCAUGUUUCGCCGAGCUAUCAUUCGAGUCCCUCGAAGGCUCACGAUAGCGUCUCCUCGCACGCCCCUCUGUUUAGCCUCGGCUCGAUAUAUCUCUCCCACCACCACAAGAAUGUCGCUCUCUACGUCAGCCUUACUCUCAGGCUCGUUCCAACUACUACCCGAAGAGCGAAAGGCGGGCGCUGAAGAGGACGCCCUAUACGAAAAUCAGAUUAGAGAUGUCGAGGCUUGGUGGUCUUCGCCUAGAUUUGCUGGCAUUAGGCGACCCUAUACCGCUGCCGAUGUUGUGUCUAAGCGUGGCUCCCAAAUUCAAAGUUAUCCUAGCUCCAUCAUGGCACGCAAGCUUUUCAACCUCAUAAAAGAGAGAGAGGCAGCAGGAAAACCAAUACAUACCAUGGGAGCUAUUGAUCCAGUCCAGAUGACACAACAGGCACCACACCAGGAAGUCCUCUACGUUUCAGGCUGGGCCUGUUCAAGCGUUCUAACGACCACAAACGAGGUCUCUCCCGAUUUUGGUGAUUACCCUUACAACACGGUGCCCAACCAGGUCCAGCGUAUGGCCAAGGCGCAAUCUAUGCACGACCGCAAACAAUGGGAUCUUCGCCGCAAGAUGACCCCCGAGGAGCGUAAGAAGACACCCUACGUUGACUAUCUACGACCCAUUGUAGCAGACGGCGAUACGGGUCACGGAGGUCUCAGCGCCGUAUUGAAGCUUGCAAAGCUAUUUGCCGAGAAUGGCGCAGCGGGUGUACACUUUGAAGAUCAGUUACACGGCGGCAAGAAGUGCGGACAUCUCGCAGGCAAGGUGCUUGUGCCCAUAGGUGAUCACAUCAAUCGUCUUGUUGCCGCGCGUUUCCAGUGGGAUGUCAUGGGUACCGAGAAUCUGGUAAUCGCACGAACAGACUCGGAAAGUGGUAGGCUCAUCUCGAGCGCCAUCGAUACUCGCGAUCAUGAAUUCAUUCUUGGCGUCGCAGAAGAGGAUGAUGCGCCCCUUGCCGAGACUCUUCAAGAGAUGGAAGCCAAUGGUGUUCCAGGUUCUGAGAUUGAUGCUUUCGAAGCGAAAUGGGUCGAGACACACAAGCUCGUGACUUUUGACGAGGCAGCCGUUGAGCAAAUGCGCGCGCAAGGUGUCACACAAGACAAGAUCGAUGGCUACCUCGCGGCAGUCUCAGCGGAUGGUACCGUAGGUCUCUCUCGGCGGCGACAAAUCGCCAACGUGCUGGUACAGAAGCCAAUCGUCUGGAAUUGGGACGUGCCGCGCACACGGGAAGGCUUCUACCACUAUCGGGCGGGUAUGGAGGCAGCGACAAAACGAGCACUCGCCUUUGCCCCUUACGCCGACCUUCUGUGGGUUGAGACAGGCGAUCCUAACGUUGAAGUAGCAACCAAGCUCGGCCGCACCAUCCGUUCCGUCAACCCCGGAAAGGGACUCGUGUACAACCUGUCUCCAUCGUUCAACUGGAUGGCGCACGGUUUCAACGAUGAGACGCUCAAGUCCUUCAUUUGGGAUCUAGCACGUGAAGGCUUCGUGCUGCAGCUCAUCUCGCUCGCAGGUCUUCACAGCACAGCUACCAUCACCAACGAGCUGGCUCGGGAGUUCAAGAAAGAUGGAAUGUUAGCAUAUGUCAAUAUUGUGCAACGUCGCGAGAAAGAGCUCGGCUGCGAUGUUCUGACACAUCAGAAAUGGAGUGGUGCUAGCUAUAUAGACGGCAUCCUCGGUGCUAUCCAGAGCGGUAGCAGUAGCAGUAAGAGCAUGGGCGAGGGUAACACGGAGGGACAGUUUGAUUAAAAAGCACAAAGUUUCUUGAGAAGCUCGUUUACCUGUUUGCGAGGAGUGGGGCGUUUAUUAGGGCAUGGCAUCUAUGGUUACACGUUGUAUAUAAAGCGUGCACAUUCUUGGGUACAGAUGUAUACACAUUGCAUUCGUUGGAUCA
Messenger RNA from Xylaria bambusicola, 2085 nucleotides. Its product is annotated as isocitrate lyase. Bases 156 to 1940 code for a protein of 594 amino acids. Gene Ontology annotation, molecular function: methylisocitrate lyase activity; isocitrate lyase activity. The transcript is spliced from 2 exons. NCBI's taxonomy places the organism in Eukaryota, Fungi, Ascomycota, Sordariomycetes, Xylariales, Xylariaceae. The record is from RefSeq and is a predicted model, not a curated record. Gene Ontology annotation, cellular component: mitochondrial matrix.